UUGUUAAUUGCAUAAGUUGAAAUUGCAGAUGAACCCUAACUCUUAACUGAACUGAAAGCAACAAUGGCGAUGAUGCAAGGGGUUCAAAAGAACACUCUCUACGUGGGAGGUUUAGCUGAAGAAGUGAACGAAUCAAUCCUUCACGCGGCGUUCAUACCCUUCGGAGACAUCAAAGACGUGAAGACACCGCUCGACCAAGCAACGCAGAAGCAUCGAUCCUUCGGUUUCGUGACUUUCCUUGAAAGGGAAGAUGCUUCCGCCGCAAUGGAUAAUAUGGAUGGUGCUGAACUCUAUGGUCGUGUUCUUACCGUUAAUUAUGCACUUCCUGAAAAGAUUAAGGGUGGUGAACAAGGAUGGGCUGCUCAACCAAUUUGGGCGGAUGCGGAUACUUGGUUUGAGCGGCAGCAACAAGAGGAGGACAUGCGUCGCCUCGAAGCAGAGAAUAAAGCUGCAAUGCUGGCUGCUGAAGAACUGCAUAGGAAGCAAGUAGCCGAAGAGCGAGAAGGAGAGAAAGAGGAAAUUGAGAUCAAGGAUGAUCCCAUGGCAAGGGCUGAAGCAGAGGUUGUUGGAAAUUGAGAUCAAGGAAGAUCCUAGGACAAAGGCUUAAGCAGAGGUUGUUCAACACAGACCAAUAACUUGUUAUUUGUAAAUCAGAGAGAACACUUGGUAAUAGAAGCUGAUGCAAUUUUUCAGUUGGGAACAUCAUCUGUAAUGUGAAUCUGAUGUAGGGUGAGACAAGUUUCUAUAGAUUAUGAAACAGGAUAGACGGGGUUCUUGCAAGUGAAACGAAAUAUUGUAUUUUCACCUGUCCAUUGCCCCCCACUUGUAUUGUUGAAAUUCUCUAAUUUGACUAAACUGAAAAUUCUGAAGAAUAUAUUCAUGUAUCUAGAAACAAAUUGCUGUC
This is a messenger RNA of Medicago truncatula (barrel medic), 904 nucleotides long. Its product is annotated as peptidyl-prolyl cis-trans isomerase E. The record is from RefSeq and is a predicted model, not a curated record. Bases 64 to 576 code for a protein of 170 amino acids. NCBI's taxonomy places the organism in Eukaryota, Viridiplantae, Streptophyta, Magnoliopsida, Fabales, Fabaceae. Gene Ontology annotation, molecular function: RNA binding. The transcript is spliced from 2 exons.